This is a messenger RNA of Lasiodiplodia theobromae, 1287 nucleotides long. Its product is annotated as Lytic polysaccharide monooxygenase. Lineage: Eukaryota; Fungi; Ascomycota; Dothideomycetes; Botryosphaeriales; Botryosphaeriaceae. The record is from RefSeq and is a predicted model, not a curated record. Bases 1 to 1287 code for a protein of 428 amino acids. The transcript has a single exon.
AUGGUUCCACACAUGUCUAUGUGGAUGCUAUUUGGCCUUGCCACAUCGCCACUAGCAGACGCGCAUAUCCAUAUUGCAAAGCCAGUGCCGUAUGGCUUAUCGGCAUUGGGUCACGACCUGAAAGCACCAAUUUCGGACGACCUAAGUUUCCCUUGCCACAACAAUUUUAACUUUUCUGGGGAAGUGCCAGAGAUGGUGGUUGGUGAGGAUCAGCAACUGGUUUUUUACCCGCAGAUCGACGAGGACGGCUAUGAUGAACCAGCUGUUCACGGUGGAGGCACCUGCCAGCUCAGCAUAACUCUUGACGUCCCUCCGACUAGCCAAUCCACUUUCAAAGUCAUCAAAACCAUCGAAGGAGGCUGCCCAGGGCUUAGCAAUGAGGAUGGAACCACCCGUGCCGUUAACAGCUUCACCUAUCAAAUCCCGAAAAUUGCUCUCAAUGGACAACAGACCCUCGUCUGGACCUGGUUUCCUGUUAUGAGCAGCGAUCCCGAGAUGUACAUGAACUGUGCCCCUAUUAAUGUUUCUGGGGGCACGCAGGACACGAGCGCUUUCGACCAGUUGCCGGACAUGCUUGUCGCAAAUUACGACAGAGAAGGGAUCAAGGCAGCAAAAUUGCAAGCAAAGGAGUAUCCAGCAUCCGGGCCUUGCAUGAAACCAGAGGGCGAUAACGGGAAGUCAGUCAUGGUUGUGCCAGAUCCUGGAGAAGUACUCGAGAGAGGAGAAAAGAAUACGCUGUACGCUACUGUUACUGCAACUGGGCAAUGUGGGAAGACGGCAUCCGGAGGAGCAGCUACGGUGGGUUCCGCUUCAGCUGAAUCUUCCACCCCACAACCGCUUGUUACCAGCACUCCUGCUGUGGUCGCCAUUGCCGCUGGAGGUGGGUUCAUAGAGACCGCCGCGGAGGUCUCUGAAGCAGCAGCAGCAGAAGCUCCGUCGACUACCUUCGCUACGACGACCGUGGCGCCCCCUCAGUCAUCUGGCAACGCAGUCGCUGCAGCAAACCAAGCCAGCACGCCAGCUAGCGCCACCCCGACCAACGGUUCCGACAACAGCCAGUGCACGGGCUCGAACAACGGCCAGCUUGUCUGUAACGGCACAACACACUUUGGUAUUUGCAAUUGGGGAAAGGUUGUAUGGCAGUCGGUCGCGGAUGGGACGGUCUGCGAGAAUGGCACGAUCAAGGCGGCAAACAACGCGCGAGCCGUGGCGGAGGUGAAACUGAAGAGGGCUCAUGGCCAUGCUCAUGAGCGUUUGUCGCCUGUGGGACGUCAAUUUCACGCCUGA